Trifolium pratense (red clover) is the source of this 2543-nucleotide messenger RNA. RefSeq names its product transmembrane 9 superfamily member 10-like. The record is from RefSeq and is a predicted model, not a curated record. Gene Ontology annotation, cellular component: membrane. The coding region runs from base 158 to 2068 and encodes 636 amino acids. The transcript has 7 exons. Lineage: Eukaryota; Viridiplantae; Streptophyta; Magnoliopsida; Fabales; Fabaceae. Gene Ontology annotation, biological process: protein localization to membrane.
AACAACAAUAUCCUUUUGUAACGAACAAAGAAAGAAUAUUUGAGACAAAAAACUAACUAGUGGAAGAGAGAGGAAAGAGAAAGAGAGAUAGAUAGAGAGAUAGAAGAAGUGUUAAUUGGUUGAUCAACUUUGGUUGUUUGGAUUGGUUAAGGAAACCAUGGCAAAAGGGCUAUGGAUCUAUGUGUGUUUUAUGUCCCUUAUAAUCCAAAUUGCUAAUUGUUUUUACCUUCCUGGUGUUGCACCUGAGGAUUUCCACAAGGGAGAUCCAUUGAGGGUGAAAGUGAACAAACUGUCUUCUACAAAAACACAACUUCCUUACUCAUACUAUUCACUGCCUUACUGUCAGCCAGAUCACAUUAUUGACAGUGCUGAGAAUCUCGGAGAAGUUCUUCGAGGUGACCGUAUCGAGAACUCUCCUUAUAUGUUUAAAAUGAGAGAACCACAGAUGUGCAAUGUUGUUUGUCGUCUAAUUCUUAAUGCGAAAACAGCCAAAGAGUUCAAGGAAAAGAUAGAAGACGAAUAUCGGGUGAACAUGAUUUUAGACAAUCUUCCUUUGGUUGUUCCGCUUCGACGACCUGAUCAGGAAUCGUCUUUAGUGUAUCUGCAUGGCUUUCUAGUUGGUCUUAAAGGACAAUAUGCUGGAAACAAGGAUGAAAAGCAUUUUAUACAUAAUCACUUAACAUUUGUGGUUAAGUAUCAUAGAGAUCCUGUAACAGAGUUUUCAAGAAUUGUAGGCUUUGAGGUUAAACCUUUCAGUGUAAAGCAUGAAUAUGAAGGUGAAUGGGAUGAAAACACCACUCGCUUAACUACUUGCGAUCCACAUGCGAAAAAGAUAAUCUCAGGCACUGAACCUCCUCAAGAGGUUGAAGACAAGAAGGAAAUUAUUUUCACCUAUGAUGUUGAGUUCCAGGAAAGCGAUGUAAAGUGGGCAUCUCGCUGGGAUUCCUAUCUUCUAAUGGCAGAUGAUCAAAUUCACUGGUUUUCGAUUAUUAAUUCUUUAAUGAUAGUACUUUUCCUAUCCGGUAUGGUGGCUAUGAUAAUGUUAAGGACGCUUUACCGCGAUAUCUCAAAGUAUAAUCAAUUAGAGACACAGGAAGAAGCUCAGGAAGAGACGGGGUGGAAACUUGUUCAUGGAGAUGUUUUCAGGCCUCCUUCAAACUCGGAUUUACUAUGUGUGUAUGUCGGUACAGGUGUUCAGUUUUUUGGAAUGGUUCUUGUCACUAUGAUGUUUGCUGCACUUGGAUUUCUGUCUCCUUCAAAUAGAGGAGGGUUAAUGACUGCCAUGCUUCUUCUCUGGGCUCUUAUGGGACUAUGCGGUGGAUAUUCUUCGGCGCGUCUUUACAAGUUAUUCAAGGGAACAGAGUGGAAAAAAAUCACUCUCAAGACAGCUUUUAUGUUUCCUUCAAUUGUCUUUGCAAUAUUCUUUGUACUAAAUGCUCUUAUUUGGGGUCAAAGGUCUUCUGGGGCAGUGCCAUUUGGUACAAUGUUUGCUCUUGUUUUCUUAUGGUUCGGCAUCUCGGUACCACUUGUAUUUCUUGGUGGUCAAAUAGGUUUUAAAAAACCUGAGAUUGAAGAUCCUGUAAAGACAAGUAAGAUACCAAGGCAGAUACCAGAGCAGGCUUGGUACAUGAACUCGGUCUUCGCGAUUCUAAUCGGAGGCAUACUCCCUUUUGGUGCUGUCUUCAUCGAGCUUUUCUUUAUUCUCACAUCUAUUUGGUUGCAUCAAUUUUAUUAUAUAUUUGGUUUCUUGUUCAUUGUGUUCCUCAUCCUUCUUGUUACUUGCGCCGAGAUCACUAUAGUUCUUUGUUACUUCCAGCUCUGUAGUGAAGACUACAUGUGGUGGUGGAGAUCAUAUCUCACUUCUGGUUCCUCUGCACUCUACCUUUUCCUAUAUGCUACAUUUUACUUCUUCACAAAACUUGAGAUUACAAAACCAGUAUCUGGAGUCUUGUACUUCGGCUACAUGUUGCUUCUUUCAUAUGGCUUCUUUGUGGUGACUGGUACAAUUGGUUUCUAUGCAUGCUUCUGGUUUACAAGGUUAAUCUAUUCUUCAGUGAAAGUUGACUGAUAAAUGGCUUGUGAAGGUUUAAAUCACUGGAACGGUGAAUUACUGGGAAUCUUCAGCUGCUCCUUUGUUCCUGCAUAACAUCAGAAAUUUUUUGUAUCACUAGUAUAGGCUAUUUUCAAGUUCUAAUUUUGUUUUUUCGAAUAUAUUUUCUUAGCGUCAUAUUCAUAUUUUGUACGAGACAUUCUUGAGAGGACGACUAUCUUCCUGUCUUCAAUGUCAGAUUUAAGAAAAAAGGACUUAAUGCUGGUUGUAAAUGUACACUUUUGAUAUAAAUCAUGCUGAAAUCUGGUAAUGUAAGGUUUCAACUUUGUGAUUUUGACUCUGAUUUUACUUUGCGGCAACUAAAUUGCCAGGAAAAUAGAUUCAUUCAGCAAACCUGUGACUGAAAUUGCAUCAGUUUGGAUAAUAGUCAGCAAAAUAUUAAAACAGGUAAUGCUUUUGGUCUUCGAUAAGUGGUGUUGGAGAAUAAAAGCCA